CUUGCAAGUGGCCACGCAUUGUCUAUAUAUAAACUACUCGACGUUUCAAAGCGUUCAGGUUUUCGAAAUUAGGGUUUGAUAUCCAGAUUUGAGAGGGCAAAAUCAAUUUCUUCAUCAGCGAAGAAGGAAAUUUAGGCUACAAGGGGGAUUAACGAUCCCACCAUGUCGUAUCUACUACCCCAUCUUCACUCAGGCUGGGCCGUAGAUCAGGCCAUCCUGGCUGAAGAAGAGCGUCUCGUCGUCAUUCGAUUCGGCCACGACUGGGACGAGACUUGCAUGCAGAUGGAUGAGGUGCUUGCUUCUGUUGCUGAAACGAUAAAGAACUUUGCUGUGAUUUAUCUUGUAGACAUAACAGAAGUGCCUGAUUUUAACACAAUGUAUGAGCUGUAUGAUCCAUCAACUGUCAUGUUCUUUUUCAGAAACAAGCACAUUAUGAUUGAUCUUGGCACUGGUAAUAACAACAAGAUCAACUGGGCUCUGAAGGACAAACAGGAGUUCAUAGACAUUAUUGAGACCGUAUACCGUGGGGCAAGGAAAGGUCGUGGUCUGGUGAUUGCUCCAAAAGAUUACUCUACUAAGUACCGCUACUGAAUAUUCUUGCAAUCUGUAGCUGAUCAUGAAUAUCUAUGGUUAACGUUUGUGAAUUCGAUGUGGACUAUUUCAUUAUAAAGUAUGUAUGUAGAUGGUGUUUCGAUUUGCAAUGAUUGCAUGGGCACCGAGGAUACUCGGUCACAGACCUCGGAGUAAAAUUUGAGAUAAAAGUUGAAAACAAUGAAACAUAUAUUUUAUGUGCUA
This is a messenger RNA of Hibiscus syriacus, 795 nucleotides long. Its product is annotated as thioredoxin-like protein YLS8. Bases 163 to 591 code for a protein of 142 amino acids. The record is from RefSeq and is a predicted model, not a curated record. Lineage: Eukaryota; Viridiplantae; Streptophyta; Magnoliopsida; Malvales; Malvaceae. Gene Ontology annotation, cellular component: spliceosomal complex; U4/U6 x U5 tri-snRNP complex; U5 snRNP. Gene Ontology annotation, biological process: mRNA splicing, via spliceosome. The transcript is spliced from 2 exons.